Molecule: messenger RNA, 1284 nt
Organism: Aspergillus heteromorphus CBS 117.55
Lineage: Eukaryota; Fungi; Ascomycota; Eurotiomycetes; Eurotiales; Aspergillaceae
Exons: 3
Coding region: 1-1284 (427 amino acids)
Source: RefSeq, a predicted model, not a curated record
AUGGAAAAUGACAGGCCCUGCGAAGAUGAGGAUUUGGAGAUAGACGAUUAUAAACUGCCCCCACGACCGGCGUACUCCGAUACAAAAGCCAUGCAAUGCUGGGCGACCAUGUUUGCGACUGCCAUGACUACCUUGGCUUCGAAGCCGUUCCCGCUCCGCGACAGAAACAACUCUGCCUACAAUAUCCGCAAAAUGAGUUACUCACAACAAACCCAGCGGUUUUAUAAGCAGAUUGUGGAAGGUCAGCAAAGCACGUUGGAUGGGAUAAACUCGAUCAAAGAUCUGUUGACGGAGCACGACUGGCGCGUGGAGGAACGGGUCAAACAAAUUCACUUGCAACUACGGAGCAAAGAUUACCAACUUCACGCUGCGCAAGAGAAGAUCAUCUACCUCAAAACCAUUAACGGGUUUCUGCCCUCCUACACGGCCUUCCCGCUUAGCCGCGGGCCGAGUCCUGUGCCGCAAGGCCAUAUUCCCCUUCGUCAGAUGUGGAUGAAUCAGGAGACCGUGCGAAAGUUACUUGACACGCAUAAUGGUGAUUUAGUUGACCUUGCUCUGGCAAUCGAGAUGAAAGGACGUCUUUCACAGAAGGAGCAGGCACAGGCAGAACAAAUGGAACACACGGAACCCUUCAGACUCUGGAUUAUCUCCCCCCACUCUGCUAAGUUGUUGAUCCACUGGGACCCCCGACCGACCACAAUACUCCGUGGACUUUCGCCACUAUCGGUAGUUGGGACCACCAUAGCUCAGGCAUUGAGAGAUCAGCCUCGAUUCUUAUCCCUGUCGUGGUUCGGGGGGCUACAAGUAGAUCGUACGGAGACCGGCUUGGUGGGAAGGAAGUACGCGAUGGUCUGCAGCCUAAUCGAUCAGCUCCUGCGACAGCAUGAAUUCGAUACGAGUUUCCUGCCAAUUCCAACCGACCCGUUGGCGUCCCAGGAGGACUGGCUUCAGCUCUUGGAUGCGCUGAUCCGGCAGCUUCCAGCGAUGCGGACCGUGUGCUGUAUCAUCAACGGAAUCAUUCUGUUAGAGCGGGAAGAAUAUGAGGCCGAGGCAUUGCCUGUGCUGGGUAAACUGAUUGCUCUGGUUGAGAAUCCAACUGUGGUAGUACCGCUGAAGUUGCUGUUGACCAGCAGCCCCGGGACCACUAUCGUGCGAGCGGCGUUUGAAGACGAGGGGCUGAUCUUGAACAUCGGGCCUCUGCCGCCACCUGGAUUAGCUCCUAGUCAAACCCGGGUCAUUCGGGAGCUGGGGCAGACUGUGACUGGAGAUGAAAAGUGUGGAUGA